Molecule: messenger RNA, 3014 nt
Organism: Ictalurus furcatus (blue catfish)
Lineage: Eukaryota; Metazoa; Chordata; Actinopteri; Siluriformes; Ictaluridae
Product: major intrinsically disordered NOTCH2-binding receptor 1-like
Exons: 3
Coding region: 1443-2018 (191 amino acids)
Source: RefSeq, a predicted model, not a curated record
ACAGAAAAUGGAUGGAUGGACAUAUUACUUUCAGGUUUCACAACACAUGCACAUGAUCCACAAAAAUUUUUUGCUUUCCCUCCCUUUUGAAGCUGUUAAAGCUCUGUACUCUUCUCUCACAAUCUAAGAUGUACCACAUGCUGUUCAAUGAUCGGAAACAUGACGUCACUGUGGGAGGAAUAGUGGAAGUGAUUUCCCAGGGUCCCUAGGUAAAAUGUGUUUCCAGAGAACCAGAUUAUCAUUCUCAUGAGAUGAGAAAGAGGCUGAGAAACCGAGGUCUUUACUUGCUACAGCACUGCGGAAUUUAGUGCUUAAUUUACUCUUACAUACACAAAACAACUUGUGAAGGUAAUUAGCUGAAGAUUUAGAGUGGAAAGCUUGGGGUGUGACAAUGCUGAUAUCUUAGUGAAUUCUAGCAUGUAGGCCUAUAUGACAGAAAUUUGGUAUCAUAAUCAACAUUUAAUACAGUUUUUUAUUUUAUUUUCAACGUUAAGCGCAUGAGCACUCAGAAUGUAAUUAGGAUCAGCCAAAUUGGUUUUCAGGAGUUUAUUAUAAGCUCAAAGUAGUGGCAGAUUGAUGCUGGCAAAUUUAACCCUGGAUGUUUGAAAGCUAGCAGGUCCCAGUUAGUGUGGGGAUGAUGGAGAUGUCCAGCUGGUCUGAAUACAACAUGCUGCUAAACAAUUCUUCCUCUCUCCCUUCCUGUCUGUCUUAUGUGACAUCCAGACAGACUUUUUUGUGAGGUCACUCUCUGACCUACAGCACGUCACCUAAAUCACCCAGGCCCUCUAGUGGUAAGAAUCUCUGAGUUUAACUAACUGAUCUCCGCAAUCAACAGAAUUAGUUGUGUUAGAGAGUGAUGUUCAAGAAUAAGUAUAGAUGUAUUGUGUGCAUAGCUAGAGACUCCUUAAGAAAGUGUAACCAGCAGACAUCAAGUACCCAGUUAACUCAAAUAGUUAACAUUUCCUUGUUUUACCUUUUAACGGAGCUGAAAUUUAAAUUGCUUACACCAAUUGUUGGGAUUCAUAUUGACUUUAGAAAAAAAUAUUGUAAUAUUCUUAGAAUAUUACAUAGAGAGAUAUACUGUACAUUUUACUGAUACGACAGUACCAUGAUUGCUAGGUAUAAUGCCCAAGAAACAUCCUGGGCUAAGAGUCAAACUCUCUUAGCCAUUCUCUGGGCAUUCAUAUAACCACUAAUAUUUGUUUGAAUGACACCAUGGCUUGGAAAUAAGGGAGAAAAUGUGCAUAGAGUACUGUUUGUGUUACAUAGUCAACAGCUUAUAGGUGUGAGUUUUCUCUUUUCCCCUCACAUGGGUUCCUUAAACCACGCCAUGGGUUAGAUAGGGUUACACACACCUGCCACUGACACCUGCUUCUUCAUUAAUAAGUAAUGAGUGCAAUGAGCCUGAGUCAAGAGAGGUACAUGUUAGCUGGGAUAUAAACAUGGACAUUACUGUUCUCCCCAACAAUAAUCACCCAGAGAAAUUCCUCCAACUUGAUGUAGGGAUGCUACCAGCCACCCACGGGAUGUUCCAGAUAGGAGCAGCACUGUCUGGCCAAAGGCAGUGGCAUAACAGAGUAUACUCACAGCGUAGAGUAAAGAAGGAGGCAGAAAGACCAUCAUCACUAGAGGGCAGGCCUGACUUCAGAGACAAUGAACUGGAACAACACAUCACACCACUCACUCUGAAACCAAAGAUCAAGCAAAACCCACUCUAUGUAGACCUAAGGACUGCUGACAUGGACGAGAACCAGAGAUAUAAACCAUCCUGGACCAUUGAGGACUAUGACCGACAUUCUUUGCAUGGCAACCUAGCCAGUUAUCAGGAAGAUCCUAGGAAAUUGAAUUUUUGGCUGGAGGAUCUCUACACCCCAGGCUUUGACUCCCUGCUGAAAAAGAAGGAAGCAGAACUUAAAAGGAACAAAAUAUGCAGAAUACUGACUUCAGUCAUUCUCUCAGUUUGCGCAGUUGUGAUCGUUAUCACUGUGCCAAUUGUAGUGACACAUAAAAAAAACUGAUUUCGAAAAUGAAAGCAAGAAGACAGACUUUUAAUUUACCCCAUGGUUCAGCAGAUUAGCAAUGUCUUUUGUCUGUAAGCACAAGCUAUUACUGUUUAUUUUAUUGCUCUUAGGACUGUUAUUACUGUUAGGCCUGAUUGAGGAUUCGCUAUUGUGUUAUGUAAAUAUUGCAUGAGUUUAAACAAGAGUUUGCUCAAGGCCUUAUUUAAAGAAACACAAUAUACAGUAGUGACACUAUAAGGAAUAAUAGCACCACCAAGUGACCAGAAACCAUGUGCAAACCUGACACAAUGUACAUACAUUUAUUACAAGUUAAUUAUUGGUUAUAAUGUCUGCUAUUUUAUUGUAAAGCAUUGUAUUAUAAAAAUAAUAAAAUGGGGGAAAAAAGGAGAUUAGAUUAACCUUAAAUGGAAAGUCUUAAAAAUACUACACCUUUUUCAAUUUCAUUGCAUUUGCUCUGGGGAAAAAGACACAAAUGUGGACCUAUCACAAAAAAAGAGCAGCUAUAAUGAUGGUGACUGGGUGAGCUAUAGGUUUUAGUCUAAUAGAAUUCUGGAUGUUUAUGCAAGAAAAAUAUAAAUAAUUUAGACUUCUAACUCAUUGAUUAAAAUACAUUAUUAAGAUUUAUCUAAAUAACCUAGACUUAGAUCUUUAUCUGAUCCAAUGUCUCAGCAUUUCAGUUGGCAGUGAAAUUUGAUAAAUAUGCAAAAUGUUUAGACGUGAACGUCAUCUUGAAAUGAAUGAUAAUGAUUCAGUCUGUCAGGGGCCUUAUCCAUUAUACGAAUAUAAAUGUGAAAGACUGCAGGUGAGGACUAUAUCACUGCUUGUGUGCAGUGAUUAUCUUCCAUCGCAGUGUCCAUCACAAUGACAAGGACAAAGACAGCUUGGGGUGUGUUAUUUAUCUUUUUCUCACACAUACACAGAACCAGCUGAUACUUCUUGCAGUGUAAUUAUGUUGCAGUUCUUUGUGAUGUUUGAUAAUGACUGUGCUGUUUG